Molecule: messenger RNA, 1003 nt
Organism: Pocillopora meandrina
Lineage: Eukaryota; Metazoa; Cnidaria; Anthozoa; Scleractinia; Pocilloporidae
Source: the annotation of a GenBank genome assembly
AUGGAUGAACAGAACGAAUUAGAGCGAAGUGUUUCAGACACAAUUAAUGAUGAACCACAUCAGAACGCGAGGACAGAAUGUCGCAAACAUGUCUUUCUUUUUAAUUGCGACAAAUUGUACAGUUUAGACUCAGUGGAGAAAUUGCUUCUUAACAUGAAAGGCGACAUCAGACAACAACUUAGCUUCGACAUCGUCAAGACAAGUUUUCGCCUUUCUGAAAUGUCGCACGUGGCUGGAAAGGCCAUUCCUAAACUACAGAUGGAUGUUGCCUUUUUCGUGGUUCAUGCGAAUGAACCUUGUCUUUCCAUAAACGAGGAAAAUGCUGGAAUUGGUUAUGCGAAGAUCUAUAAAGCCUUACUCCGAGCCACUGGUAAAUCAAUGACGUAUUCUUUUAUGUCAGUUUUUCAAACAGUAGUUCUAUUUUGCCUAUAGUUGCUAAAAAAAUUCGUAAUGAUUUUAAGUUCUUGCCAGAAAUGUUUAACGAAGACAUGAUAUCAUUUACUGGUGACGGAUGCGCGUUAAGAUUCCUCCCAGAAGUAAUUUUAAGUUGUAGUUUAAAGAUGAACACUGCAUUUCUCUUUUAAGCUACAUUGGAGUCGGCGACGUGACUUAAGCAGUUGACUUUCAAAAGCCUAAACGAAUGAUCAAUCGUUCUUUUUUCCUUUAACCAGGCGGAAAGGUUAUAGUUGUUAUUGGCGGAGACGAUCACUACAAGAAUCAAGAUGAAGAAGAAUCAUCUCUGAUAUCGCGUUGGGCCAAGAGAAAGGUUUCCUCUCAGUUUACAGAUGAGUUUCUUGACGGAAGGAAAAGCUUCAUCUUUUCGUGGAACAAAACUUACCGAAAGAUUCACGAGGAAGCGCUAUUGCAUUAUUUUGACUCGAGUAAGAGAGGACGGAAGUUUGAAAGGAAGCCAAAUGAUCGGCCAAGAGUGCCCCAGGAAACUCUCCACAAGACACCCGUGACUGAGGAGCCAGGAGCGAAAGAGCAUGUGCAAUUUACAGAU